AGUUCACAACAACGUUACAAGAAGCAGAUUGUCCACUUUUUGUCUGAGUAAUCGAAUGCGCCGCGUCCCCUUUCUCGUUUAUCAACAAAUCGCCGAACUUGAGGCAAGCGAGGCAGCGAGCGAAUAAUUGGGGGGCACGAACUCCCGAUCUCUAGAAAAGAGUUUUAGCGGUUCUAGCUUUCUUCCUCUGGCACCUCUAUGUCUGGCACACGCUAGUGCCGUCCGUUUAGAAAUGUCGGCGUCUAGUGGACGGGAGGCGUUGAGUGGACCUUAAGCGGCUUAACUCGGUGCAAGUUCUCUCGGCGAUUCAUCGUCGAAAAAAAUAAACAAUGGGAAAAUUCAUCGCCUCGCGUUUGACAGACCCGCCGUCCGAAGACCACCCCGAGCCCUUCCCGAUCCUGAGUCUUCCCGAACAGCUCGUCGAAUGCAUACUGUCCUUCGUACCCGCCGAGUGCCUGGUAAGGGACUGCCCCUUCGUCUGCGAGCAGUUCAGACGCAUCGUGGACAGCAACGCCUUCUGGAAGAUGAAGUGCGAGAGAGACGGAAAAGUCAUUCCCAGUUUCCAACUUGACCCGCUGCCGAAACGCUACUACCGGAUGAUCUACCUGGAGAAUCCAUACGGCAGGAAUCUACUACGGAACAGCCAGGGAGACUGCCGCGAAGGUGAAUUCGCCCACUGGGAAGUGACCACGGAAAUGGGCGACGGCUGGCGUGUCGAGUCCUUUCCUGUCGGAGCUGAUUCCCUGCCCUUGGAGAGUCAGAGCUGCUUUGCCACUUCCUUUGGCCCUUGCAUCAAGGAGCAGGUGAUUGACCUCGUCAAGGAAGGGGUUGCCUGCGAGAUCCUCGACACCUUCAAGCCGCCCAUCGAGAUCUCAGAAUGGUAUGCAGCACGGAUCGACUGCGGCGGAGUCUACCACCUAAUGGUGGAGUUAAUUGACAUCGCCCACGACCAAGUUGCCAUCUUCGACACGGGGGAAAUCACGACACCUCAGUGGAUGGGACGCCGUUGGAAACAGGUGAAGCACACAUUCCUCGACUACCCGAGCGGCGUCCGAUACGUCCGAUUUGCCCACCUCGGGAGGGACACCCAGUUUUGGGCAGGUCACUACGGUGCAAAGAUGGCUGCUGGCGUGGUACGGAUCGCCGCGGAGCAGACGUCGCCGUGUCCGGCGACGACGGAAGGUCAUUUGGAGGCGGCUGGAAACCGCACCCCGUGGCUGUGCAACACGAGACGCUUUCCCAUGGCUGGGCAACAGUGACGUCCGACAUCUGCUGCGGAUGGCGACCGAUUACCUACAAGUAUGACGCCUGAAAAGCGCCUUCUACUGUUGUGUUUAGCACCCUAUACUGCCCAUGCAUCGAAAGGGGUCCCCAAGUGGCAACAAAUGAUGCCGCGGAAGCCGGCAUGCCAUGCUGCCUGUCGUCACGAUUCUGGGGGUUGGUCGUAGAAGUUCCGCCAAAAAGUAUGAGUGUGUGUUUGUCGCAGCGUUCCCACUCCUGGCUGCCAAAGCUUCCACGGAGCGUCAAGAUGGAGAGCGACCUGCAGUAGAGCAGGUGUCCGCUGUUGUCUGCCGGGACGGCAGCAGACAACAGCAAGACGCUUCUGUGACAUUAUCCGUCGGAAAUCGAGAGACCACUUUUGAAGGCGUGGUAAACACACAAGAAGGGGACGCAUUCCAGGUACCGCAUUGGAAGGGCUGUACGUUGACUGCAGUGUGACUCAGUAUGUGGAAACUCUGGAACUGUCGGAAAGUUCAGUUAUCCUGAAAAGAAAUGGGGAGAAACGUCGGGGGUCUUUUGCGAGAACACUGCUAGAGAAAAGGGGGGCAAGCUUGCCAUUAAAUUAUAUCUUGUUGUUGUCUCCUUUUUUUUGUUCAUGUGUUCACGAAAUCGAAGCGGAGCUCUGCAAUGCAUGUCGGUAUGCAGUUAUCAUAUAAGUGCUGACGGAACCUCGAACCAUGAGUCUUAUCCUUUUUAAGCUUGUGGGAGAUUAUUGUUCACAAUGGCACAGCAAUCUUGUUUUUGUAGUAGUAGCUUUAAGUCAGCUAUAGCUUGUUCCUCCUCAAUGUUUGUGGCUGUGUUUUCAAACUUUGUGCAUGCUAAGCCGUCAUCAAUGCUCCUG
Ixodes scapularis (black-legged tick) is the source of this 2122-nucleotide messenger RNA. RefSeq names its product F-box only protein 6. The transcript has 5 exons. Gene Ontology annotation, molecular function: protein binding; ubiquitin protein ligase activity. Gene Ontology annotation, biological process: SCF-dependent proteasomal ubiquitin-dependent protein catabolic process; glycoprotein catabolic process. Lineage: Eukaryota; Metazoa; Arthropoda; Arachnida; Ixodida; Ixodidae. Gene Ontology annotation, cellular component: cytoplasm; SCF ubiquitin ligase complex. Bases 330 to 1259 code for a protein of 309 amino acids. The record is from RefSeq and is a predicted model, not a curated record.